Molecule: messenger RNA, 1206 nt
Organism: Chaetomium globosum CBS 148.51
Lineage: Eukaryota; Fungi; Ascomycota; Sordariomycetes; Sordariales; Chaetomiaceae
Exons: 3
Coding region: 1-1206 (401 amino acids)
Cellular component (GO): cytoplasm
Molecular function (GO): 2-oxoglutarate-dependent dioxygenase activity
Source: RefSeq, a predicted model, not a curated record
AUGGCCCCAUCCGCCGUGGAGUCCGUCCAGCAGACGGUAGAAGAUAUCAAACAGAAAGUUCUCCCUACCCAGGAGAAGCAGGCCACAUCGGGCGGCGAAGUGAAGCCUAUCCAAAACACGAGCAGACAUGAAGACGUCCUAGCUGAAAGGCUCGAGGGACACAAGGAGCCGCUCAAGCUGAGCGGAGCCUUGGACCACUUGGAGCACUUUGACGUGACUCCUGUCAUCGGCAGAGAGUACGUCGACGUCGACCUUGUGGAGCUUCUACGGGCCCCUAAUUCGGACGAGCUGCUCCGGGAUCUUGCCAUCACCAUCUCCCAACGCGGUGUCGUCUUCUUCCGCUCCCAGGACAACCUCACGGAUGACCUGCAAAAGGAACUGGUCGACCGGCUCGGCAAGCUCUCCGGCAAGCCCGAGACAUCAGGCCUGCACAUCCACCCCGUCAGCAACGCGGCCCGCGAGCACGGCGGCAACGACAACGAGAUCAGCGUCAUUUCGUCCGAGCAGACCAAGAAGCUCUACGCCGACCGCCUGCAGGGCGCCUUCACCGGCGGCCGGCACCGCCAGAGCGGCAAGAACCAGUGGCACUCCGACAUCACCUUUGAGCCCAUCCCCAGCGACUACGCCCUGCUGCGGCUGACGCAGCUGCCCAAGACCGGCGGAGACACGCUCUGGGCCUCAGGCUACGAGCUCUACGACCGCAUCUCCCCGACCCUCCGGCACUUCCUCGACACGCUGACGGCCACCUACGCGCAACCCCUGUUCAACGAAGCCGCGCGCCGCAACAACUUCACGCUGUACUCGGGCGCGCGCGGCGCCCCCGAAAACACGGGCGACACGCUGGACGCGGUGCACCCCGUGGUGCGCACCAACCCGGUGACGGGGUGGCGGUCGGUGUUCGCGGUGGGCCACCAUGUGCAGCGGAUCCAUGGGCUGUCCGACGAGGAGAGCAAGCACUUUCUGGAGUGGUUUGUCAGGUUGGUGGUGGAGAAUCAUGAUUUGCAGGUGCGGUUGCGGUGGAAGGCGGUGAAUGAUGUGGCGAUUUGGGAUAAUCGGAGUGUGUACCAUGCGGCGACGCCGGAUUAUAUCUUUGAGGAGGGUUUGGGGGAGAGGAAGGGGAGCAGGGCGGUGAGUUUGGGGGAGAGGCCGUAUUUUGAUCCGGCGAGUACGAGUCGGAGGGAGGCGUUGGGGACGGUGGUCGCUUGA